Molecule: messenger RNA, 3188 nt
Organism: Scaptodrosophila lebanonensis
Lineage: Eukaryota; Metazoa; Arthropoda; Insecta; Diptera; Drosophilidae
Product: serine-rich adhesin for platelets
Exons: 5
Coding region: 126-2735 (869 amino acids)
Molecular function (GO): growth factor activity
Source: RefSeq, a predicted model, not a curated record
CAAAUAUAAAUAUAUAUUCGACAAUUCAAUGGUCGCUUGGAUUGACUUUAACAAAACAGCGUAGACGAAAUACGAAUGCAAAUUAGAUGCAAAAUAAAUGGGUAAAAUGAGGUCAAGUAAAUACGAUGUUACCACAGCUUACGGUCUAUGCCAAGAUUAUUUACCUCCUGAUGGUGGUGAUUUCAGGUGCAUUAUGUACAGUAGAAGAUUACGUAAUAAUGUCACAGUGUGCACACAACAAAGCCAUACACCUAGCUGCGGAAGGAACAGUUUCAGUGACAGACAUUUCACAGAUACAAAAUAUAACAAUAGAGGGCUUUCCGGAUUAUGUGAAGAACGAUUUCAAAAUAGCUCUGUACGCAAAAGAAACACAAAGAUAUCUGUGUUUCAACGACAAUUGGAGAUUAGUUGGCAUGAAAGAAAGGGGCGAUACCUGCUACUUCAACGAGACCAUCGUGCACGGUUAUUUUGUAUUCCGUUCCGUAGUCGAUCUGCAGCGACGUGUCGGCUUCACGCAUCGAGGUAAGCCUGUGGGGCCCAAGAAAAGCGUCAACGAUGCCUGCUACAUGUUUACCAAAAUCGAAGCCGAGCAAUUUUUCCAUCAGCACAUGUUACCAAAAUGGCGCGAGACCGCCGCGAUAUUGGCAAAGCCUGCAGCAACAGUCGCCAGCAGCCAGCGACAACGACAGCAGCAGCAGCAGCAACAGCAACGGACAAACGGGCGGAAAGUCUCGCGCAAUAAAAACUACCGCCACAAAUCGAAUAACCAAAAUCAAAAGUUGCAGCAGCAGCAACAUGCGAAUAAUGGCCAUAAUAGUAGUAAUAAUUUAAGUAGCACUAAACAACAUUUAGAAUUAGAGCGAAAGCAACAGCAGCAACAGCAACAGCAGCAACAUCAAGUCCGGCAUCAUCAUAAUGAUCCCACAUUGCUAGCGCGACGACAGCAACACGAGCAUAAGCAGAAGCGACGACUGCAACCGCAACAACGUAAGCAACAACGAGUGACAGCUAGUCCAACGAAGCACUCAACUGCCCAGAGUGUAACAGCAACAGCAACAGUAACAGCAACGACUACAACUGCUGCAACAGCAAGUAGGCCUUCGGCGGCAAGCAGGGUCAUCAGCAGUAGCACAACAGUGGCCAGCAAGCGUAAAGGACGGCGGAGAAAGGGACGCAAGGGACUGAAACAUUCCGCCACUGCAGCAGCAUUCGAGUCUAGCAGCAACAUGUACAGUGAGCUGACCAGCAGCCUUCCUACUGCCUACGAAGACGCCGACAAUAGCAGCAGCAGCGGCUGGUUUGCCACGCCCACUGCAACAAUCGAUAGCUUUACGCAAGAUGGUGCUGAGAGCAGCAGCGUCAGCAACAUGUUGCUAACAACAAGUGCGGACAGUGUAAGGCCAGCCAUGCCGAGCACAUCAUACAGCACAACCGAUGCCUGGUCCACAUUCGUCACUGAGCUUGAAACAGAAGCCUCAGCUGCUACAACAACACUGAGCGGCAGCAACGACACGGACGCCGACACUGAUCUGUUCCAAUACGAAGCUGAGUUGGUAGACGAUGGAAGUGAGGAGUUGCUACACACGGCAGAGACGGUUGAAGCAACAGCCGCAACAAACUAUGAAACCAAAGCAAUAGCAACAAACAGCCAAGCGGCAGCAACAACUACCUCGACAGCUGCAACAGUCAGCAACGGUAGCAGCAGUGUCUUGCCGCUUAGUACAACAACAACAACAGCGACGACGUCAAAAACACAAUUGGUGCUGGAGCAAACGCCACUGGCAGCGACUCUGGCCACACUUAUGUACAACAAGUGGCACACAACGCAGCGGCAACACGAGCUAACAAACGGCAGCAGCAACACUAGCACACCAACAGCAGCAACAACUGCAAUAAUGGGUGGUCAGACUGAUAUAAUUAAUCAUACAGCCAAGUUUAGCAGACUGCCCAGCAACAGCAACAUCAACAACAACGAAAGUCAACAACAACAGUUGGUGAACAGCAGGGCGAGCAACAAAAAACAGAGGCAACUGAAAAUGCGCCAACAAGUACCACGACUACAAGUGGCAUCAGGAACAGCAGUAACAUGGCACGCCACAGUUGCAACAACAGCUUUAGCAACAGCAGCAGCCACGCAACAGCAGCAAAAUGUUGCUAUCAUAACACCCCAUCAGCAACAGCAAUAUGUUGCUGACAAGCUAUUCAGUAUAUUCAAGAACAUCAAUAGACACUUAAACAACACACUAACCGAGGUGGCACCUACAGAGCCGACAACAAUAUCGAAUGCAGCUGCAACAACAGUCAUAGCUGCAACAGCAACAGCAGCAACAACGAAGAAAUCACUCCGCAAAUCCACCCAAAAACUGCUGGCCACGCCCUAUCAUCAGCUUACCUACGUGCGAAACGAGGCAGGCGAUAUUGACAUUGACAAUUUGGACAAUAUCAGCGUAUAUCCAGAUCUGUUUGAAGGCGAGCUUGAUGAGAUGCAGGGCAGCAACAACGAAAGCACCAGCAGCAGCAGCAGCAGCUUAGGCAUCAACAGCAACAACAGUCGACUUACUUUCGUUAGCGGGUAUUUGCCAACAUCGGCAACGGCGGUGCUGCCUGAAUCAAUACGGAUAGCCAAGAUUAAAAUGAAUAAUGAGCGGAAACGCUUGCAGCAGCAGCAACAACAGCAACAACAGCAACAUCAUCAUCAAUAUCAUCGCCUACGCUUGCAUGGACUUUUCGCGUAGUAGGGCCGCUGGGUCGUGUGUAUGUAUGUUGGUUGACAAUCGUUUGAAAUUUGAGCACUAGCACACGGGCAAAAAUUUGAUAGGAAUUACGCGUAGCAUGCAAUUAGUUAAUAAAUAUCGUAAAUAUAUACAUAUAUGGAAUACAUACCUAUACUCAGAGAAGAUUUCGAAGCGUUUUAGUUUAAUGACAAAGAAUUUAUACGAAAUUACAUGAUUAGGCAGUUUAAGCAAAUUGCAAUAUUUACUGUAAAAAUCGAGUCUAAAAUGUCAAAUUGAUGCAAAAAGUACGAGUACGCAUCGACAUUUCAAUUUAUAAAUAUAUAUAAUGAACUGAUACCUUGCUUGGAACACCUCAGACAGGUCUUCACUUUGCAAUCGAAAUCCUGCAUUUUCAUCAAGCACCUUUCCACUUCGCCACUAGCAACACUUCUAGGACGCCUAAAAGCACACUAA